AUGGUGCCGCCAACUCCGGAUCAUCAGCUAGUCAAUUCCUUAGAGAAGCACGCUGCUAUACCCGAAGACUAUUCAUCGUUGUUACCAUCGGAUACUGCUACACUUAAAGACAUCAUUGACUUCGUCAUUCCGCCUGUCUCUGAACGCCGCAUCCUCACCCCAGAUGUUCCCUCAUCCUUAUCCAACUUUCCAGCCUAUCUUGAUCCCUCUUCUGCCUGCACUAUUUUAUUAAAAUUACCCACCGCUGGCGGCAGUGCAGAAGUCAAAAACAAGCUAGCGCGAAAUGGUCAUGUGAGAGAUCAUGUGACCGCAAAACCAACCCCCCCCCAGGGAGGGAUGGUCACCACCGAAGAGAAAAAAAGGGUACUUAUUGUGGAUCUCAUCGUAGCAGGAUUCGAACCCAGCUUCCGUGAGUACAUAUAUGUUAGACAAGUCGGUCGCAAAGACAAGUACACCAUACAAUGUUAA
This is a messenger RNA of Desarmillaria tabescens, 468 nucleotides long. RefSeq lists its product as uncharacterized. The record is from RefSeq and is a predicted model, not a curated record. Lineage: Eukaryota; Fungi; Basidiomycota; Agaricomycetes; Agaricales; Physalacriaceae. The transcript is spliced from 3 exons. The coding region runs from base 1 to 468 and encodes 155 amino acids.